CUUGCCUUGUUCACAGAAUGCCAACACAGAAGAAGCGCCCGUUAUCCGUUUUUUACUCUGAACCGAGGAAGUCAGGAACGAACAGUUCUCUUCAUAUAUCCGCGCCAAAAAGAAAAAAGUCAAUCUUCUUCCUAUCCGCCCCAAAAUCCAAAUGAUCUGUCAUACUUCUUCUUCGAUUCACAUCAAACCAUACUACUGCUCAUCUCCCACUCCCCAAUUCCGGCCGCGUCGAGCUUCAAGUUUCGCUAUCAAAUCCCCACCCAACUCACUACGUUUCUCUACCCACCAUCAAUCGAAUGGCCGCGGGAACAUCGCCGAAAACGGUACGGGGUUCCUUCUGCGGGCCGUCGGUGAUUGUGUGUCUUCUUCUGCUUCUCAUGACGAGGGCGGGCUUGAUGCGGAGCUGGACCGCCUUCUAGCGCUGUUGACUGAACAGAUGAGAGCGCGAGUUGUCGAGCACCCUGAGUUCCACGGCUUAGUUGAGGUGGUGUUGGAUUUGGGUCGCCCGCCGAUCGCUAGGUUUCCGUCUGGGGACUUCGUUUUGUCUGAUUCUCCGAUUACGCUUCAGGAUCUCGAGUAUGCUGCAUCGCAGGUUGGUGACUUCGCCAUUGACAAUCGAGCAGGCAUCAGCAGAACAUUGCACCGGAUUAGUGCCAUAAGAAAUCGCAAGGGUGAAAUUAUUGGAUUGACUUGUCGUGUUGGUCGAGCGAUUCCUGGAAGUGCUAGUUUGCUGGGAGAUUUGGUUCAGGCUGGUGCCUCCAUACUUCUAAUUGGGCCUCCUGGAGUGGGGAAAACUACAAUUAUCAGGGAAAUUGCUCGAAUGCUUGCAAAUGAUUAUAAGAAAAGAGUUAUGAUCGUCGACACUUCAAAUGAGAUAGGUGGGGAUGGUGAUAUACCUCAUUCGGGGAUUGGAAAUGCUCGGCGAAUGCAGGUCGGGAAUUCUGAAAUGCAACAUAAGGUGCUAAUAGAAGCUGUCGAGAAUCAUAUGCCCCAAGUGAUUGUCAUAGAUGAGAUUGGGACCAAACUAGAAGCAAUGGCUGCAAGUACAAUUGCUCAACGAGGCAUUCAGCUCGUUGGAACUGCUCAUGGAGUUACAAUAGAGAAUUUGAUAAUGAACCCUUCUCUUGACAUGCUUAUAGGUGGUAUACAGGUGAAGCUUCUUAACCAAUUUACAACUGGGGAACAUAAUAUCUUGUUUGCUUGUUUGUUUGGAUUACUGAGGAACAUUUUUCAGAGUGUAACACUAGGAGAUGAAGAAGCAAGCCGGCGAGGUGUGCAAAAGACGGUGCUAGAGAGGAAAGGACCAUCAACCUUCGCUUGUGGCGUUGAGAUAAUUUCUAAAACUGAGCUGCGAGUUCAUCGCUAUCUGGAAUCAACAGUAGAUGCAAUCCUAGCAGGCCGAUCCCCUGUCGUUGAAGUACGCAAGAUGAGGUUGGAGGAUUCAGAGGGAACUACAGAAAUGGAACCAUAUACAGAGGCGUCUGUUGAAAAUAAGCCUGAUAUCUCUCAUGAAGGUCUCGGGUUGAUGGAUGAUUAUCUCAGUGGGCGUGAAUUCACAAUUGAGUCUCCGCUAAGCAUUUCAGCCCACUCUUCAGAAGGCAAUGCACCCUUUCACCUAUAUGUCUACGGGAUCUUGGAGGCAAGCGUAAUACAAGUGAUUAAUCAGCUGGAGGCUGCAGUUCAGUUAACUGAUAACAUCAGCGAGGCUAAUGCACUUCUUGCCUUGCAAUCGAAAAUCAAGAAGAAUCCCAGAAUUCAAGCAGCAGCUAAAUCACACAACAUACCUAUAUAUGUGACAAAGACAAGUUCAUCAGUCCAGAUAACAAAAGCCAUGAGGGCAUUGGUCAAUGAUCGUGAAGGCGGAUUCAAGGAUUUUGGAUUCGACAAUGACGCAAAAUCUUCGGAGAAGAUGGAUGCUUUAGAGGAGGCAAGGAUAGCAAUCGAACAAGUGGUGAUCCCGACAGCACAGCCUGUGGAGCUACUGCCCAGACCAUCCCACAUUAUCAAUCUCCAGAUGGAGUUCAUCCAGAAGAAUUACCAAUUACAGUCUGAGAAAAUCGGCAGAGGGCCAGAGGAGCGCGUACGAGUCGUACCAUAUCAGGUUCGUAAUGGGAAACCCAGUCGCGUCUCAAACGAGACUGAACAUCAUGAUGAUGAGUUCUCGAGCAAUGGAUCGCUCUAUUCAGCGGAGAAGCUACCUUUGUUGCCAGAUUCUUCUUGACUGAGAACUAAUACUUGCUGAUCAGUGAGAAAAGUGUAUUUUAUUAGAUAAGAAGCAACUUGAAAGGGUUUCCAAAUUUCAGUUUAGGAGUCAUACUCAACAGAUAGUCAUAUUGAUUGAUACAAUCGUACAAUGGAAAAGCCCAGCCCACGCGAGGUAAUUGACGGAAACUGACCCAAGUUAUACGGCCCAAAAAGGCCCAUUCUAGCAGCGAAGUAGCUGGCAGGCCCAUGCAAUGUGACUGCCUGAGCCACCAUUUGAACGGCAAACAUGCAUGCAAUUGCAAGGAACAGUGUCGUGGCAUUAAGUGACAUCGGUGCUCGAAUGCACGAC
This is a messenger RNA of Linum tenue, 2554 nucleotides long. Lineage: Eukaryota; Viridiplantae; Streptophyta; Magnoliopsida; Malpighiales; Linaceae. The record is from the annotation of a GenBank genome assembly.